UAAUUGACAUUUUAGAUGUGAGCUUGGUGGAGAUUUGGAACUUUUGCCACUGCCAUAAACAAGAAGUGAAUACACGAAAGAAGCACUAUAAUUUCCCAGUAAACUUGCAAAAAAGGAAGUAAUUUCACGUAAAAAGUGUGAGUUAAUAGUUUUAGUAUUAUAAUAAAUCAUAAAAUCUAUAACAUGUUGUUAUCUUAUGUUGAAAAGCAGAUGUUUUUUUCAAUUGUUCUUUUUAUAUAAAAAUCAUUAGUCAUUAUUGCUCCGCUUUUUUGGCUCAUACAUACAUAAUAUUUCCAAGAUUUCUGCAGAAAGCAUUUAAAAGGAUACAUCCUGUGACAAUGUCAACUGAUAGUAAUUCAAAGAAUAUUUUUGAAGACAAAUACAUUUUCCCGGACUUCCCAGAAGGACCCCUUACACAAUAUAGGGAUGCUGCGACAUUCGACUGGAGGAAAUUAAAAUUGAUCCUGGAGGAUGAAGAGCUCUUGAAGUAUCGUUAUGGCAUCUGGAAAUUUAUGGAGACUCAUCCAUUGUUUGCCCAUGCAACUGAAACCCAAUCUUUGGACAGUCAGCGUCAUAUUACCACAAAGAGACAAUUUGUUCUCUUCCAUAAAAAAUUUUUCACCAUUGAUAUGUUCCUUCAGAGACCAGAAUUUGCUUCAGUUUUUGUCUCCUCUGUCAUUAUGUUUGACCCCAGCUUAAAUAUCAAGUACGCCUUGGCUUUUACUAUGUUCGCCAAUGUAAUCCGGAGCUUAGGCACUGAGCGUCUGCAAAAAUUUGUAGAAGCUAAUGAAAGGGGUGAAAUUAGUGGUGCAUUCGCACUUACGGAAUUAUCUCAUGGUACAAAUGCCCGUGGUAUGCGAACUGAGGCAAGAUAUGAUGAUAAAACGCAAGAGUUUAUCCUUCACACACCCGAUUUCGAAGCAGCCAAAUGCUGGGUUGGAAAUCUUGGCAAAACUUGCACACAUGCCAUCGUUUACGCUCAACUUCAUGCUAAUGGACAGAAUCAUGGACUGAAUGCUUUCCUGGUUCCAAUACGCGACACCAAAACUUUAAAAGCUUUCCCUGGAAUAGUUGUUGGGGAUCUCGGCGAAAAAGUAUCAUUAAAUGGGCUCGAUAAUGGAUUUGUUAUGUUUCAUCAGUAUCGCAUCCCUAGAGAGUAUCUCCUUUCACGCAUUGGUGAUAUAAGUCCUGAUGGAAAAUUUGUAGCCAAGAUAAAGGAUAACAAAAAGCGGAUGGGAGCUUCUCUCGGAGCCCUCUCAGGAGGAAGAGUUGGAAUAUGUGGAAUGGCUGGAUACUACAUUCUCAAAGCUAUAGUCAUAGCAAUACGCUAUUCAGGUAGUCGCAAGCAAUUUGGUCCAGAUGAUAGCAAUGAAGAAUUGUCAGUGAUUGAAUACCAAUCUCAACAAUUUCGUCUUUUUCCUCAUUUGGCAUCAGCUUACGCUAUUCGUAUUUUUUCUAUGUGGCUUUUUGUGCGCCACUCUGAGAACAUCGUUCAAGGCUACCUCGGUGAAGAUGUUGCAGAUCGCGGCAUGGAAAUACACGCAAUAUCAUCAGCUGCAAAACCCGUGUGCUCGUGGUUAGCACGAGAUGCAAUCCAAGAAUGUCGAGAGGCAUGUGGAGGACAUGGCUAUCUUAAAUUAGCUCGUUUAGGUGAUUUGAGAGGGGAUAACGAUGCUAAUUGCACAUAUGAAGGUGAAAAUAAUGUGCUUGUACAACAAGCCUCUAAUUGGCUCCUUAGUGUCCGAAAACAAGGUUGGGAGGCUUUCAAGCAAGUAUCUCCAUUAAAUUCAGCGUCAUUUUUAGCAGAUUUUGAAACAAUUAUUUCAUAUAAAUUCACAUGGACGACACCUGAGGAGGCCAUUAAGCCAGAAAAUCUAUUGAAAUCCUUAAAUUGGCUAUGUGCGUGGCAAUUGGAGAAGACAGCAAAACGCGUGGAAUCACUUCAGGGGCAGAAAAAAUCUAUCUUCGAAAUUCGCAACGAUUCACAAACAUUUAAUGCCACAACUCUAUCAAUUGUCUAUGCAAAACGAAUGAUUUUCCUUGCUUUCUACAAUCGUAUACUUGAACUUAAAGAAUCACCAGAGACCAAAGCACUUACACGUCUUUUAUCCUUGUAUGGAGCCACUGUGCUCAUUACACACCUUUCCAUCCUGUAUCAAGGUGGAUUUGCCACUGGACCAAAAGCUGCAGAAAUUUACGAACAAGGCAUACUUAUUCUUUUGCCACAGAUAAAGAAGGACGCUCUGGCACUAGUAGAUGCAUUAGCUCCUCCAGAUUUCAUUCUCAAUUCUCCACUCGGCGCAGCAAAUGGAGAAAUAUACAAGAACCUCGAAGCGUCUAUAUUGCAAACACCAGGCACUCUCGAGCGUGCUAAUUGGUGGAAAGAUGUCAUACAUUGGAAAAAAUACACGGAAAACAGUAAAUUGUAGACAUUAUCAUACAGUUUGAAUAUUAGGUGAGAUUCUUAACAAUCUCACCUACUAUAAUCCUAACAAAAUUUCAUGUCGUCCGAUCGACCUCAAAUUUGGCCAAAAUGUGUUUCAGCACUUCCUGAUCACGAAUAUAUAUGUGGCUAAUUUACGUUCCCGGCCGGCCGGCCGGCCGGCCGCUCUUUGGAGCUUAAUAGCUCCUAAACUAAAAAAGAUAUCGACUUGCGGUUUUCGGCAAAGGUUAUAUAUCGGGUGAAAAUUGCAACUUGGUGCAUAGACCCCCCACCCCCCACCCCUCCUUCCGCCAUUUUGAAGACCCCCCUUUUUUUGUUUUCUCAAUAGCUCCGCCCCUAUGGCAUCGAGCGGGCUCAAAUUUUAGUAUGUUAUAGCUGGGCCUUAGAGCUUUCCAUCAAUACCAAACUUAAGGUCCCCCGACCCCCCUGACCCGAGCUAUAAGGGUCCAAAAAAAAUUUCUUAAAAUGGCCAUAACUCCGGUUCUAAUUGUCAGAAUUUAAAAAGUGAGGGCUUUUUGGAAAGCUCUCGUGAAAUGCCACUUCUCCUUCUAACAUCGCAAGUUCAUAAAACCACCGCUAGGGGCGCUUUUUUUAAAAAGAAAAUUUUUAAAUCUUAAAAGUUAAAUAACUCAAAAAUUCCAUUGUGCAUCGGGCUGAAAAUUUAGUAUGUUGUAGCCGUUGAUUAUACCUAUCAAACAAAAAAAACCUUAAGUCGAUCCAUAACCCCUGACCCGAGCUAUAAGGGGUCAAAGUUCGAACAUUGACCGGCCUCUAUCUCCGGUUCUAAUUAACAUAGCGACCUAAAUUUUACCUUUUUGGUUUCGUCUCGAUGAGCACUUUCAGAUGGAAGUUCAAAAAGUCACCACAGGUGGCGCUGUGAUAGCGUCAAAAUUCAUCGAAAUUCAAAGUCACUUUUCUCAAAAACGGCAUUGUGCAAGUUAAUGAAAUUUUAGUAUGUUGUAGUCCAGUCUAGGACGUUUCCAAAAUGGUGCGUAUGCGCGCUGUGGUUUCAAUAGAACCGGAGAUAUGAGGGGUCAAAGUUCACGAAAUUCAAAAAAUCAUAUCUCCGGUUCUAUGUGACCGAUUUUGAUGAAUGAGGGCUUAAACGAAAGAUCUCACCAAAUGCUACAACUUUCUAGAAUGUUUGAACUUCGUGGGACCAACACCAGGGGCGCCACAGUCGAAAAACCAAUUUCAAUAUCACAUAACCUCAAUUAUCUCGACUGUCGCUGAACCGAUUUUGAUGAUUACUUCAACAUAAUUGUAGAGCACAUUUGUCUCUACAUUUCGUCCAUACAUCAUUUUCCGCUCAGACUACGCUAUCACUCCGAUUUUGCCGUUUAAGUGUGAAAAAAUUGAUUUUUCCCAUAAUAACGCUUUGAAAUCACUCAGAUGCCAAUUUGACUGCCUCUACUCCACCAAGACACUUAAAAUAGGGGCUUAAAUGGAAAGUCCCACAAAAUACAACAAUUCUCUGAUUUAGUUGAAGUUCAACAAAUGAACACUUGGGGCACUCUGGAUGAAAAAACGAGUUAAGAAACAAAAAACCUCGCUUAUCUUGGCUUCUGAGUAAUCGAUGAGUUCAAGUUCUACGGCAAAAUUAUAGAGAACAUUCUGGUCUACAUUUCACCCAUAUAUUAUUUUUGUGCCAGUUCAUCCAAAUCCUUGACAUUUUGGUUCAAAUACAAAACUUGUAUAAUUUCACGAAUUUGGUUCAAGAUAACUGAAUGGCGUCUCCCUACUUCAGCAUCAAAUCGAAUUUGCAUGCACUCCGAGUUAGCUCACGUUAAGAAUCUCACCUACAUAAGCCGGUUAGGAUUAUCUGUCCCUUUUUUAUACAUGCACUAUUAAAUCACAAUUAUUACAGGGUAGAUUUAGGUAGUCGGUAAAGUCCAUAUACAUAUCAAUUGUAUGUAAUAUUGAUUGUGAAAGAAGUUGUGUGAUAUUUUAAUAAUUGAAAUGAACAUCUCUAAAAAAAAAUAUCAUAAUUGUUAUUGAUAUUGGCGGUGAAAGCUUUUACUUCCAUUUUUUUUCUUUUUUUAUAUAAUAUAAAUGGUUAUGGAAGAAAACAAA
This is a messenger RNA of Phlebotomus papatasi, 4516 nucleotides long. Its product is annotated as peroxisomal acyl-coenzyme A oxidase 3-like. Gene Ontology annotation, biological process: fatty acid beta-oxidation using acyl-CoA oxidase; lipid homeostasis. Gene Ontology annotation, cellular component: peroxisome. The transcript has 6 exons. The record is from RefSeq and is a predicted model, not a curated record. Bases 339 to 2429 code for a protein of 696 amino acids. NCBI's taxonomy places the organism in Eukaryota, Metazoa, Arthropoda, Insecta, Diptera, Psychodidae. Gene Ontology annotation, molecular function: fatty acid binding; pristanoyl-CoA oxidase activity; FAD binding.